Messenger RNA from Westerdykella ornata, 1527 nucleotides. RefSeq lists its product as uncharacterized. Lineage: Eukaryota; Fungi; Ascomycota; Dothideomycetes; Pleosporales; Sporormiaceae. The record is from RefSeq and is a predicted model, not a curated record. Bases 1 to 1527 code for a protein of 508 amino acids. The transcript has 5 exons.
AUGGAUUGGAGGCUCCUCGAAUCCGCCAAGGAGGCCGAAGACACGGCUGCCGGCCUCCAUGUCUUUCUCAACGAGAUUCCAGAGUAUGCAAAAGAAAUCACUGGAGAGAUAGCCGAAUUAUUCGCCAUCUCACACGCCCUUCACACGCUGAACGAGAGCUUGGAACUGUCCCGCUAUGGCAGAUACGUGGGGCGCAUCCUGCGUGAUUUGGAAAUCGUCCUACCCAGCUUACGCUACACCUUGGAGGAUGUACGGGACAUGUUCAGCAAAUCCAAGAAGCCGACCAAGCAGCAUCCCGGCGCCUUCCCCGGCACUCCAGAUUACACGGAUAUCUGGGAGGAUGCGUUAGACGAGCUCGAGGAUGAAGGCAUCUCACUGCCUGUGCGGCUGGAGCUCUAUCGGCUAUAUCUCCAAAGCAUGUUUGAUGUUCUGAAGGGGCCUCUAGGACGUGCAAAGACUCCAAGACCAAAAUCACCGGCACAAGCAAGGCCCAAAAUGCCUCACUACCAGACAUACCCAGCUUAUGCACACCCACCUCCGCCACCUCCACCUCCUCCACCACCGCCUCCUCCGCCGCCAUUCGCUCACUCUCCCAUAUAUGGCGAAAUACCCUUCGUUCCUCCCCCGGUACCCGAAAUCCCGCAAUCACCAACAUACUCAACAGCGUCAUCACAGACGUUCUCUACGCAUUCAAACGAUUCAAACAGUGGCGCCUAUUGGGCGACUAAGAUUUUCGACGGCCGUCACUCCUCAACUCCUUUCAAAACCCUCGGCCAACCAACCAAAUGCCUCGGCCGCAACGAGCCCAAAGCCAUCGAGUUCCUCGACAAAGACGGCUUCCACAAAGUCCUCGAGCUCCCCUUCGAAGCCACAAACGUCUGGGUCCGCCUCUACUGGCGCCCCGACGAUCACCGCGCCCGCAUCCUCUUCCUGACCCUCGACCCCUCCGGCCGCCGCCUCCGCUACUGCCUACCCCUCACCAACCUCAAAGUCCUGCGCAUCGAAUCGUGCCUGCAGCUCUGCCGCGUCAACCGCGAAGACGGCCAGCUGGACCUCUGGGCGAACCUGCGCUUCACCCUGUACGAACGCAUGGUCCUCUUCUACUGCACCUUCGUAGCCAUGAAGCGCCAGGACGAAGUUCCCGUGGCCGCCGGCCUCGAGGACUUCUUCCAGCCGGGCGAAGUCGAGGAGUUCGGCGGCGAGAUCCAGGAUCACACUUCCCUGCAUGCCUUCCGCAUCUUCCGUGACCGCGACUCGGGCGCCGUGCGCUUCGAGGCCACGGCCAGGAGGGGCCCGAAUAAGACGGUGCCCAUUUGGACGGCGUUUGUGACGCAGUAUAUUGGGCAUAAGGGCUGGAUGCAACGGGUCGGCACGGCGACGGUGCAGUUUGCCGAGCUGCAUCCGUAUGUCUUUCAUCAGGGGUAUCAGGUCCCGAGGGGGAAGGGCGGGAGGUAUCAGUUGACGUUUACGUCGGCGAGUGAUGCGAGGCACUUGAUGGAGCUGUUCCAUCAUAUCAAGAUCCGCUAA